UUGUAUGGGUUCCAGCGCAUAUUGGAAUAGAAGGAAAUGAGAGAGCAGAUAAAAUAGCAAAAGGGGCAAUUCAAAAACCAAUUAGCAUUAAAGUUAAAACAAGUAAAGCUGAAGGAAAGAGUAUGGUUAAGGAAAAACUGAUGGAAAAGUGGCAGAAAAGGUGGGAUGAAGAAAUAACAGGAAGAUGGUUUUAUAAAAUUCAGAAGAAGGUUAAAGAAAGAAGAAAGGGAAAAAGAAAUAGAAAAGAGGAAAGAGUGAUAACCAGGAUAAGAUUUGGGCAUACUGGACUUAACUACUCACUUUUUAAAAUUCAAAAACAUGCAACUGGUAAAUGUGAAUAUUGUGGAGAAUGGGAAACAGUAGAACAUGUUAUUCUAGAAUGUGAUAAAUAUGAAAGAGAGAGAAGAUGUAUGAUAAAAGAGUUUGAAAGUAUUAAGGUAAAAUUUAUGUUAAUAGAUAUUUUGAGGGAAAGUUUGGAGAGCAAACAUAUACAAAUAGUUAUUAGAUUCUUAAAGAAAACUAAGAUAUUCAGUAGAAUUUGAUAGAGUAGACAUAAGAGUGAAUGUGUGGAUGAUAGUGAUGAGUAGAAUAUAAAUAUGGAUGUAAGUUUGUUUGUGUGGGUUGGUAGGUGUAUGUAUGAGUAUAUAUAGAUAUAUAUAUACAAAAAGAGCGUUAGACCAACGAGAGCCACACUCCAUACCAGUAAGUGGCGGUAAUGCUACUAUUAAGUUUGUUGCCAACCGCCAAUAAACACAACAAGAAGAAGAAGAAGAAGAGGCUGGCUUGGCCGCUCGGUGUCAGUGCGCCUGCGCUCCUCAGAGCUGUUAGGGCUUUCUUAUCUUUCUGCCUGGCAAUGGCUCCAAACCUACAUACAGUUCACGAUCAAACGUCAGAAGUCAUUUUUUUCCUACUGGCAGAUGAAACUGAAGCAAAAUCUCGUAUGCUUGACUCAUCAGAGGUGGAAAGUGACGGUCCAGAUGGACCUUUCCCAGAAGAUGAUUUCGACCCGGUUUUAGUUGCGGAUAAGCUGAGAACUGUGGCUGAUGCUCUGAAUGAAGAAAAAAUCAAACCUCUACUAAAAGAGAUGAGCAAAGCCGCUGCAAACGAGGCCGUAGAUGCAGCAUUCAGCAAAGCUGUGGAGACCAUUUGUGAAUCGUACUCCUGUAAGGGUGCUGACGUCGCCCCAGAGAUGCAGCUGAUCAACGCCACUGUGGCGUUAGGCCUCUAUGUGAAGAAAGUCUCCCCAGAUCUGAAAAGAAAAGUGCAGGGCGCUAUGACUAACUUCCUCAACAACCGCGUCAGCGCGUGGGUUGUUGAGCAAGGAGGUUGGGAUAAACUACCAAUCUCCAAGUAAAUCCAUCAUCAGGAACUCAAUAUUCAGUUGUGGAAAAGCUGGGACUGAAAUAAACUACUGUGAAACAAACAAACAAAAAAAAAAGUA
This is a messenger RNA of Cyprinodon tularosa, 1441 nucleotides long. RefSeq lists its product as uncharacterized. The transcript is spliced from 5 exons. The record is from RefSeq and is a predicted model, not a curated record. Lineage: Eukaryota; Metazoa; Chordata; Actinopteri; Cyprinodontiformes; Cyprinodontidae. Gene Ontology annotation, biological process: regulation of apoptotic process. The coding region runs from base 716 to 1354 and encodes 212 amino acids.